CUUAAGCGUUAUCUCUCAGGAUUUUGGUCUGAACUCUGAAUUCUGAAACAUCAAAAGGAGGAAAAAAAAAAAAAAAAACCUCCUCUUGGUUGCUUUAAAACGGUUCGUUUUAGCCUCUUCUCGCUUCCGAUCGACCAAUCUCUCUCCGUCGGAAGAUCCGAUAAUCUUUUCCAAUCUCAAACCCUAAUUUGCCUCUUCUUCUCUGCGGUUUUCUCCUUCAAUUUCGAGAGCUUCUUCUUCCAUUGACGAAAAGCUCGGAGCUUUUGCUUUGCUGUGUUGGGAGCUUUCGGAUUGGGGGCGAGAAUGGCGGGAGGCGGGAGCAGGAGGGAGGAGUCGCUGGUGAUAAACAGCACCAACGUUUUUGCGGCGCUCGGGAGCUUGAAGAAGAAGAAGAAGCCGUCGGAGAAGGGCUCGUCGAAGGGCAAAGGCUCUUCAGCUAGGAAGCCGGAGAAGGAGCCGGAGAAGGAGGUGUUUUGGGCUCCGACGCCGCUCACCAAGAAGUCCUGGGCCGACGUCGACGACGAGGACGAUGACGAUUACUACGCCGUCACGGCGCCGCCGCAAUCGGUCUGGGGCGCCACCGCUGAUUCCGCCACGGCCAAGGACGCCCAGCUGGAGCCCGAGAGUGAGCCUGCUCUUGAGGUAAUAAGCGAGAGUGAGGAAGAAGCUCUUGAUGAAGUCGAUGAUGAUGUGGAUGAAGAACAUGAGCAUGAACCUGAAGCACCAUUGCAAACUGAGUCAGUUAAGAAGCCUGAUGAAGUUUAUGUUCCUCCUAAGGAAUCAGAAAGGCAGCUCUCCAAGAAAGAACUGAAGAAAAAGGAGCUUGAAGAACUUGAUGCUGUUCUUGCUGAGUUAGGAAUCAGUGGCCAAGAUGAUUCCCGUGGUGCUGCUCAAGAGAAGAAAGAAGAGAACCUCAAUGGGGAGGUGGACAAGAAGGAAAAUGCUGGUGAGAGCAAAUCUGCAAAGAAGAAGAAAAAGAAAGACAAAUCAAAAGAGUCAAAAGAAUCUCAAGACCAGGCUGACGGAGCAGAUGGAGGAAACGCAGCAGAUGAAACUGCUGAGGCUGAGAACGUGGAAGAUUUACCCGCAAUAGAUGUCAAAGAGAGGCUAAAGAAAGUAACAUCCAUGAAGAAGAAGAAAUCAAGCAAAGAGAUGGAUGCUGCCGCACGAGCUGCUGCGAGUGAAGCUGCAGCCAGGAAUGCAAGGCUAGCUGCCGCAAAGAAAAAGGAGAAGAAUCACUACAAUCAGCAGCCGGUAAGGUAAACCGGCCAGUUUUGUUUUAAAUUUAUCUUUUCUUUUUCAUAUAUGAACAUGUACUGUUGUUCAUUUGUUGGAUGUCAAAAUAAACUCUUUAGGAACUGGUUUUUCGAAUUUGAACGUCAACAAGAUACUUGUUUUUACUUAAAAGGAAAAAGGAAAAUAUGUUCUUAUAUCUUUCC
Morus notabilis is the source of this 1439-nucleotide messenger RNA. RefSeq names its product DNA ligase 1. The transcript has 3 exons. The record is from RefSeq and is a predicted model, not a curated record. Lineage: Eukaryota; Viridiplantae; Streptophyta; Magnoliopsida; Rosales; Moraceae. The coding region runs from base 304 to 1263 and encodes 319 amino acids.